GAGCUGCGAACUCACCGGCAACAUGGCACCCUCCGAGACCCUCCCUCUCGCUCAAUUCCAAAAUAGACUGACUGCAUGCUCUCGCUGAUCUUCUCCCGCUCAUAUGCCGGCGCUGAGCCCUUGAUCCAUCUGCAAGCUGCUGCAUGGAGGCGGGCUUAGAUGUGUCUGCACCGGUGUCUCCUUCACAGCGGUCGACAUGGAAGUCGGUGCUUUUAGUCGUAACAUGCACUCUCGCGAUGAUCACGAAUCUUGCCUCUUCCACUGCCGUGUCCUCAUUCCUCCCGGUCGUCGCGCGAGACCUACAAAUACCCGAGACCCAGCUCCAAUGGCUGGUGUCCGCGUUCUCUCUGUCCUCUGGAUGCCUCCUACUUCUCCUCGGCCGACUUGCCGACCUCUGGGGCCGGAAGAGAUUCUUCGUCAUCGGCACAACCUGGCUCGCCGUGUUCUCGCUCGGUUGCGGCUUUGCGCGUGAUUCAACGACGUUGUAUAUCCUCCGGGGCCUACAGGGUGUCGGCCCUGCAGCUUUCCUUCCUGCCUGUGGCAGUUGGGAAUCCUGGCCCAUGGUUUCCCCGAAUCAGGUGCACGUAACAUUGCUUUUGCUACUUUCUCGGCUGGGGCGCCUAUCGGUGGAGCUCUCGGAACGCAGAUCGGUGCGCUACUCGCUCAGAAGACCCAUGCAUCUUGGCGCUCCCCAUUCUAUUUGUUCGCUGGGUUUUCCGCUCUUUGUGUUCCUGGUGGACUGCUCGCUAUCGACAACGACGUCCCGAGUUUGGAAGCGGACAAGCGCGUAGAUUGGGUCGGUGCGUUCCUGGUAACGACGGGGCUCGUCCUCUUGUUGUUUGUGCUCGGGCAAGGCCAGCUCGCCGUACGAGGCUGGAAGACUCCAUACAUCAUCGCACUUCUACUUGUCGGGCUCUUGUUCAUCGGUCUCUUUCUCGCAUGGCAGCACCAUUUGGAGCAGAACUCGGAGCGGAGCAGAUACCUGCCUCCACCGUUGAUGAAGCUUUCGUUGUGGUCCCGCGCAAACGGCAAAUUCGCUGUUAUGCAAGUCAUCGCGUUUUGGAAUGGGCCGGUUUCCUGUCGUGGUUCUUUUGGUCUCAGGUUUAUUACGAGGACUACGUGAAGCUCGAUCCGAUCUUCACUGCUUUGCGGAUGUUGCCUAUGACAGUGGCCGGAUUCCUGUGCAACGUCUUCGUAGUGUUUCUCGUCGGCCGGGUUGACCUGGUCUACCUCGUCGUCUUUGGCACUACAUUCACCGGAGUCGGAGCCUUGUUGAUGGCGCUGAUCCAUCCGGGGGCACCGUACUGGGCCUAUGGCUUCCCAUCGCCGAUCGUCUCUGUUUUCGGCGGUGAUUUCGUCUUUGCUGCGGGGACACUGUUCAUCGCCAAGAUCUCACUACCUCACGAACAGAGCCUGUCCGGCGGUAUCUUCCAGACGCUGAUGCAGCUGGGAACCGCGUUUGGACUGGCCAUCACCAGUAUCGUGCACACAUCUGUUGGUAAAGGCCGCAGCGGAGAGAUGGGCGCUCCGCUCGAAGCAUAUCGUGCCUCACAAUGGACUGCUUUUGGCAUGGCAAUAGGCUGCUCCGUUUUGGCCGUGGUCUUCCUGCGGGGAGUGAAGCCCGUUGGCAUCUCAGCUGUUACAGAGGUACCUGAUGAAUCAAGCGUCGAUGACGCGGUGAAAUCAUAGCUAUCUCUUAUAGAACACAGUAACGAGUAUUAAUAGCUCGUGUGAAAUGAUUGACUGCCGCCGUUGAUGAUUCAUACCAAAUUCCUACUUAUCUAGCGCCCAAAUCGCCCCCAUCUUCAUCGAGUCUCCCAGAUGGUCCUCAAGCUCUACGGUUUCCCAUUUUCGAGCUGCACCCGCCGCGUUGCUGUUGUCUGCAAGGAGAUCGGUGUUCCCUUUGAGCCGAUCUCCGUCAACAUCGCCAAGGGGGAGCAGAAAUCAGCCGAGCAUCUCGCCAGACAGCCCUUCGGUGUCGUCCCUGCGAUCGACGACGAUGGGUUCACGCUCUUCGAGAGCCGCGCGAUUGCGCGAUACGUCGUCGCCAAGUACGGCAACGGCAGCACACUCGUCCCAGACCCGAAGGACAUCGCGGCGACGGCCAAGUUUGAGCAGGCUGUGAGCAUAGAGAACAACAACUUCGAUGCGAUUGCGGGCCCGAUUAUGCUCGAGAAGGUCAUGAAGCCUAUGAGGGGAAUGACGACGGAUGAGGCCAAGUUGACAUCCCUCAUCGAGAGCCUGAGCGCCAAAUUGGACGUCUACGAGCAGAUUCUUUCCAAGCAGAAGUAUCUCGCCGGGAACACCCUGACCAUCGCUGACCUUUUCCACCUUCCGUGGCUCUACGGUCUCACAACGGCGGCCAAAUUGGACCUGAUUACCAGCCGUCCAAACGUGAACCGUUGGUACGAGGAUAUCAGCUCCCGUGAGAGCUGGAAAGCCGUCAAGGAUGGGGCAUUCUAA
Mycena citricolor is the source of this 2463-nucleotide messenger RNA. The record is from the annotation of a GenBank genome assembly. Lineage: Eukaryota; Fungi; Basidiomycota; Agaricomycetes; Agaricales; Mycenaceae.